Hyaloscypha bicolor E is the source of this 1467-nucleotide messenger RNA. RefSeq lists its product as uncharacterized. NCBI's taxonomy places the organism in Eukaryota, Fungi, Ascomycota, Leotiomycetes, Helotiales, Hyaloscyphaceae. The transcript has a single exon. The record is from RefSeq and is a predicted model, not a curated record. Bases 437 to 1402 code for a protein of 321 amino acids.
UAAGUCCAAGUGUCCUCCCCGAAUCUGCCUAAGCUCUCAUUACUUCUAAGUAUGCUCACACCCGGAAGUGCUGCAACCGUUCCCUUUCAGCAUUGAUCCAAUCCGAAUCUUCUCGGUCCUUCUCUGGGUAUGUUCCGCAGCCAGUCAUUCCAUUUUCACUUUGCAUGCUCAAGAUUGUGAUAGGCCCAAAGUCCCAUGGUUGCUUAUACCAGCCGCAAAGGAGGGCAUUUCACGUGAUGUGCAGCUGACAUCGAUGCCCCUUUACGUGUGUGUCGCUUAUGUGCGGACCGGGAUUAAGAUCCUUCUCCCAUAGUUGCACAGUAGGCAGCAACCAUAAAGGCAAGUGAAGCCCCCCCUCCCUAGAACCUUGAACCGUGCACACUCGAUCCUCAGAAAUCCCAUCACACCACUUCAAACAAACAGAGAGCUCGGCAUCAUGACAACACGAACAUUGACUGCGAUCGAGAAGACGAUAUCACUCCCCGCCCCAGAUGGCAGAGUUUACGACUUUACAAAGACCGCAGAGGAAGCUCCUCACACCGUACAGAUCAGCGUUCCACCAAACAGCUCCUUCAAGGGGCCUUUGCCGUACUGGAAUGAACAAUUCAAGCUCCUCUUCACCUGUAUCAGUGGCAGAGUCCAUACAUUCUGGGGAACAGGCCCGUACAGCAAUGUAGACAGUUUCUUUGGUGCAGGGAGUAGUGAAACGUACGACGCUUUCACGCUACACUUUUGGCAACGGCCAGAACAGUGGCAGACGAACAAAUCAUAUUCCCACUCUGGCCCACAAAACCACCAAGGGGAUGAGCAUGAGCAUCUCUCGGGCUUGGAUCGCGACUUGGAAAAGGGCAUCGACCAGCAAGGAGUUACUGAUCCGCAAGAUAUUCUCACCGUCGCUAUAUCCCCGAGCCCAAAUUACUGGGACCAAGCACACUGUCGCCGGCAUGAGCUUCUCCACCGAAACUGGGCGUCAAUGGAGCUAGAUGCGGCGCUCUACCCCUCCCUACCAACGACACCACUCCUCAUACGUCUCCUGUUCAAAUUACCACGCUUCCUGUUUCCUGAUCUCCUGCGCAACUGGUUGAUAGCCUACUUCCUCUCUAUCCAAAUGCUCGUCUUGUUUUCGGUGUUUGACCACCAUCCCAAUCUCGGAGCCUGGCCACUGAUGAGUCUCUACGCUUUGAUAAAAUUUCCUCGAUACUUUGGUCCUUGGCCGCCACAGAUCCCGCAGUGGGUGUGUCGUUGUCAGUGGGCCAGUAUGCUCUUUGUUAGUCAUUGGAAGGUGUGGUUAUGGUCAGGAAUCGGAACACGGGUGUUGGGGAUGCAGGCAGUCUAUGAGGAGUACACGCCGGAGAGAUUGAGAGAUGCUCUAGAUUUAAUACCUGGUGAGCCAUCUCCCUAGAGAUUUAAUUAUCAGAAAGCCAGGGAUGUGUCGUCUGAAGGAUCUCAGCAAUUCGCGAAGUGUGC